UCAGUGGAAUAGGGAAAAGCAUUGCUAUGGAGUGCUACAGACAAGGAGCAUUCAUCACACGAGUGGCAAGAGAUGAGAGUAAAUUGGUACAAGCGAAAAAAGAAGUAGAGAAAUGUGCGAUUAAUGAUAAGCAGUUGUUCUCAGGAGCGCAGCUCUCCCGGGACUGCUUCGCAGCAGAGGAAAUAUCAGCCCCCACAGAGGAAAUAUCAGCCCCUGCAGAGAGUGUCAAGAGAAGCUUGGUCCGGUGGACAUGCUGGUGAACUGUGCUGGGACGUCCUUCUCUGGGAAGUUUGAGGAGGUGGAGGUGGAGCGCUUCAGAAGUCCGAUGGAGGUGAACUACCUGGGCAGUGUGUAUCCCACACGGGCCGUAAUCGCCACUAUGAAGGAGCGGAGGAUGGGACGCAUCAUGUUUGUCUCCUCCCAGGCUGACCAGAUCGGCAUGUUUGGCUACACUGCCUACUCCCCGUCAAAGUUUUCCCUUCGUGGUCUGGCUGAGUCCCUGCAGAUGGAAAUGAAGCCAUAUAACAUUUAUGUAACGGUGGCCUACCCCCCCCCCCCCCCUGACACAGACACAUCAGGACUAGCAGAGGAGAAUAGGACGAAGCCUUUAGAGACCAGACUGAUCUCCGAGACGUCUGGAGUGACUCAGCCGGAGCAGGUUGCUAAAAUCGUGGUCAAGGAUGCUGUGGACUAUACACUGACUCAGCCUACUCCAGGGAGAGAGAAAAUCCAUUGGACACUGGUGUUGGCUGGGAAAAAAAGAGAAACCUCCUCUGUAAUGUAUUCCUCUUAUUUGCCUGUCACUUUCACGCCAUCUUAUUUGUGUUUUUUACCUGAGGUAGAAGCGGCAGGUUAAAGGUCAGCAUUGGACAGUCAUACGAUGUAGUAGAAGAACAAAUCCACUAACAGCUGAUGACCGCUCUUUCCUGUUUUCCUGAGGGGGUUGAGGGUCUUUGUAUGUGUGAUCUGUGUACAUAUUUUGCCUCCUUAAUAAGAUUGAUGGGGUGGUGUCAGCACAAGGCAUGGGGUGUGACUCGCAGGUUCGAGGAAAGUCCCCUUGGGCCUAGAGAGGGCGCCAGAGCUGUAUUUUAUAUAGAGGCCAAGAGACGAAGAGGGACUGGCAAGCUCAUUGAGGAGCUCUGUGUGCUAUUGUAUUAUCUGAUUUGACAUUUCAUGCACAGUCACUGUGGACGUCAUCCAAUGCGUUCCUAUCUGAUUGUUAUUUGUCUCGGUAAGUAUUCACAGAUCCCUCCUGAAGUCCUCUAAAGAGGAAAAUGCGAGCUCAUGCAAGUCUUCCUUCCAUCGAUCAACUAUGUGGAGAAUGUACUUCACUUUAACACAAACAAUACGCUACAAAUCAGAAAAUAUACAUCAUCUUUUGAAAAGCCACCAAUAUUUGAAUGCCAAGAUGUAUUAAGAGACCAUUUCUGUAAGUACGAUGCAACUAUUUGAGAUUUAUUUUGUCUGAUGUUGCUUCUCUGUUCUAUCCUAGAAAUAGUUUGUAAUGCAGUCAAGCACGACAAUUGUGGGGACCCAUUCCAAGCCUUAAGAGAGAACUACAGAUGUUAAUGCUAAAAUAAUCCAAUUUCAUCCACAGAAAAAAAACUUGACUUGAGCUUCUUGUGGUUUACCAGUUAAUUUGAUAUGAUUUUUCAAUGAAAAUGCCAACUGUUUUACCGUGUUUUUUGUUGUUGUCGUCAAUUCCAGUUUAGUUUUUGUACAAAAAGGGCUUACUCAAAACCAAAAUGUCGGAAGUGAGAAUGCAUGAUUCAACUCUGAGGUUCUCAUUUGACAUUGGUUCAAGGCAUACUGUCACUGUCCAGCAAAGUGUCAUGUUAUCAUCUGUGUGAGUUGUUUUGCUUUUAGCAACACAUUAAUGUUGUAGUUGAUAGACAUUUGGUAUAAUAUGUAGUUCAUGGACAAAGCUAUUUUGUUUUAACACUUAAGCUAUGCAAAUUAAACCUAUGCUCACAAUAUGUUAAAACACUACCACCAAGUUUUCAAAUGCUCUAGUUUUCCCAUUCGUUGGUGUCGUCCAGAGAUAUUUAAAAGAUUAUAUAGAGUUUAUAAGUACAGUACUACUGAAUAUUGUCAUUGUCAUGAUGCAUUCUGCUUCUGUUCCCAUUAUAUUGGUUGUGUUUUGUUCUGUUUUGUUUUUGCCAAACGGGUAAGAAUUUCACCUUGUGUGCCAUUGAAAAUAAAAAUGUAAGGAGUAGAAC
Oncorhynchus gorbuscha (pink salmon) is the source of this 2219-nucleotide messenger RNA. Its product is annotated as 3-ketodihydrosphingosine reductase-like. Gene Ontology annotation, cellular component: endoplasmic reticulum membrane. Gene Ontology annotation, molecular function: 3-dehydrosphinganine reductase activity. NCBI's taxonomy places the organism in Eukaryota, Metazoa, Chordata, Actinopteri, Salmoniformes, Salmonidae. Gene Ontology annotation, biological process: sphingolipid biosynthetic process. The transcript has 8 exons. The record is from RefSeq and is a predicted model, not a curated record. The coding region runs from base 251 to 856 and encodes 201 amino acids.